CUAGCCAGGUAGGCUACUAUACUCCUGAGCCUUGAGGAAGAAAAAAAAUGCCCUUAUGAAUCCUAAUAAACCUCAGAUCAGGGGAACUGGAAGGAAGGGGGUAGUUAGGGAUAACAACAACAAUUCAUUGUUAGUUUUAGAUGGCGCUGUUUAAUUUGAUCUCCCACCACCAAUGGAGUACGUGCAGUACAGUGUAUGAUCAUCGGACUGCGAAUGAGCCAACUAAAUCGUUGCAUGGUGUUUACUCAUCCAUGUAUACUUAAGUUGUUUUUUUUUAGAAGAAGUAACAUUCACAGGCAAAUAAAUGUCAAAAGUUUGAAUUACACGUGUAUGACAACAUUUUCCUCUAACUGCGCUUGCAUACAACUUUAUAAGUCUUAUGAAAAUAUCAUAGCGGCUGUAAAGUAGUCUACGUAGCAAAAUCUGUUAGCUGCUGACUGGAUUGGAAUUCCCAACUCGUUUUCUAUUAACCAACUUUGUCACUUACAUUAAAAUGUGUCAGGUUCAAGGUGACGACACUUUAAUGAUCGAGGAAGUCAAAAUUUUGAAAAGGAGUUCAACCUGCUUGAAAUGUGACGAGGCAGCUGUCGUUAUCGCGAGGGUAAAGGAUGCCUUUUGUCGGCAUUGCUUUUUGGGUUAUGUGACUCAUCGCUUUAAAGCUACCAUAGGAAAAUCCAGAUUGAUACGUGAUAAAGAAAAGGUUCUGAUAGCAUUCUCUGGAGGUCAGAACUCUUCUGCUGUGGCUCGUCUGAUUCAUGAAGGUCGAUCCGAGAACCAGCAUAAGCGUUCAGAUUCGUCCCAAGUCUCAUCUACAGAUGAUGGGAUUAUCACACAGCAGACCCCUGAGGAGAGACGUGCAAACAGAGAGACCAUUACAAAACUCAUGAACGCAUACGACCUCCCGACAUGUGUUGUGCCUAUAGAAGAGGUUUUCAGCUUGCGACUAUCAGCAGAGUCUACUCUUAGAGUAAAAGAUGAGGAUGAUGUUACCAUGGCGAUGGAGCACUUCAGUCAACUGAGCAUCCAGGAUGAAGCCAGUCAGCGAUUACAAGACAUCUUGGACAGUGUCAAGUCGUUGACAGCAAAAGAAGAUCUUGUGAAGACUUUGAGGCACAGGCUUCUUGCUGACAUUGCCAAGCAGACAGGUCACACGAAGGUCAUGCUGGGCGACAACGGGACCAACCUGGCAUCACGUGUGCUGUCUGGCAUGGCACAGGGUCGCGGGGUCACCGUGCCACUGGAGGUUGGUUUUGCAGACAACAGAGAGGGCGACAGCACCUUCGUCAGGCCCUUGAGGGAGUUCCCCAGUCGUGAAGUAUCCCUAUACAACCAUCUGAUGGGGGUUGAGUCUGUGUGUAUACCAACCCUUACAACCAAGGCAAGCCAGUAUGCUAGCAUCAACAAACUCACUGAUGACUUCAUUCAUGGUCUACAAGUAGGGUUCCCCUCCACCGUUUCAACUGUACUGAGAACCGGUGAAAAGUUGUGCAUGGUCUCCAGUUCUGGAGAUGAAGGCAGCUGUAUCAUGUGUAAGGCUCCCCUUGACACCAAUGUCUCAGCAUGCUCUGCCUUAGAAUCUACCCAGCAUUCCCUCGCUGAGCUCAGUGAUCCAGAUAGAGGGCAGCAGACAGCCAACGGUCAAUGCAGUUUGGCAGUGUCGUGUGAGACGUCAUACGAUGAUCAGUCCUCGUCAGAGUGUUGCGGGCAGGGUGAUGGGAGCUGUCAUAGCACCAAAAAAACCAUAUCAUUUGGAGAUGUUUCAAAGGGGUUAUGUUAUGGAUGCAGGAUAACAGUGCGAGAUAUGAAAGGAGUGAACUCCCUCCCAGGGUAUGUCUUAGAAGAAGCAGGAAGAAGGCAGAGAAGGUCCGAGAUGAAAGAGGAAAUCCAGGAUUUCUUGCUGACAGACGACAGAUAACAUCAAGGCAGGAUAUUUAUCAAUAUUUUCAUCAUUUGGAGGAAACAGGGGAACUAUACAAUAUAAGCUCUGGUGAAAAAUGCUUUGCUGUCAAUUUCCAACACCACUGCAAAAC
This is a messenger RNA of Strongylocentrotus purpuratus (purple sea urchin), 2030 nucleotides long. It is a transcript of the gene ctu2, whose product is annotated as cytoplasmic tRNA 2-thiolation protein 2. Gene Ontology annotation, cellular component: cytosol. The record is from RefSeq and is a predicted model, not a curated record. Gene Ontology annotation, molecular function: sulfurtransferase activity; tRNA binding. Gene Ontology annotation, biological process: tRNA wobble position uridine thiolation. Lineage: Eukaryota; Metazoa; Echinodermata; Echinoidea; Camarodonta; Strongylocentrotidae.